GCUGAUGAACUAUGUUUUCAACUGCUCACAAUCCCAACAAAGAUCAUGAAGUGAGUCAGCCACCUAAUGACAGCAUAUCCUCUUUAUCAUUCUCACCAGCAGCUGACUUUCUUGUUGCAGGAAGCUGGGACAAUUGUGUGAGAUGUUGGGAGGUUAAACAAUCAGGAACAACUCUUCAAUCUGAGCCUAAAGCAGAACAGCAGCAAGCAGGACCUGUUAUGUGCUGUUGUUGGUCAGCAGAUGGAACUAAGGUGUUUUCUGGCAGCUGUGACAAGAGUGUAAAAAUGUGGGACUUAAACUCCAAUAGCUUUACUCAAGUUGCAGCGCAUGACGCUCCUGUAAAGACAGUCAAUUGGGUACAAGCUCCAAAUUAUCAGUGCCUGAUGACCGGUAGUUGGGAUAAAACUCUUAAAUUCUGGGAUACCCGUCAGGCUCAACCCAUGAUGACUAUUAAUUGUGAGGAGCGAGUGUAUGCUAGUGACGUUGUUUAUCCGGUAGCAGUUUCUAUUUUAGCUGGAAGAAAAGUCAAAAUAUUGAACUUAGAAAAUCAGCCCACUGUGCAUAAUACAAUGGAGCCUCCACUCAGGUAUCAACUCAGAGACAUUUCUAUUUUCAAGAAAGAGGGAAAACCUGCUGGAUUUGGUGUUUGCAGCAUUGAAGGCAGGGCAGCAAUUGAGCCAUUUGAUAACACUGCUGCAAACAGUAAGGAUAAAUUUACGUUUAAAUGCCACAGAUCAAUCGUAAGUGACCAUCAUAAACCUCAGGACAUAUAUGCUGUCAAUGGAAUUAAGUUCCAUCCAAUCCAUGGCACUCUCGCGACUAUUGGUAGUGAUGGGAAGUUCAGUUUCUGGGACAAAGAUGCCAGAACCAAGCUUAAGACUGGAGAGCAAUUAGAUAACACCAUUACAUGUUGUGAUUUUAACCACACUGGUACCUUCUUUGCAUAUGCUUCAUCAUAUGACUGGUCUAAAGGUCAUGAAUUUUACAACCCUCAACAGAAGAACUACAUCUUUGUGCGUCAAGUUAAAGAUGAAUUAAAACCUAGAAAGAAAUAGUCCCUCUGAGCUUAAUCUGUUAAUUUAGAGUGUAAUUCUGAUCAUGUGACAUGCACAUAAUUGAAGGACAACUUUGCCUUAACGUACAUGUGACAGUGUUUUUAUUUACAAUGAUUUUAGCCAUAAAAUAGUGUGAGAAGGUAUACUAUUAAUUGUUUAAGAGUUUUAAUAUUUUAUAGAUUGUUUAAAGUAUGGAAAAAGAGUAGAAAUCAAUAGGUACAAGGUUUAAUGGGUUUAAUCUCGACAAUUCGAAGAAGAAUAUCGCUGCUAAAUAACAUAAUAUUAUGAUUUAAUUUAUAUUCAAUUGUUCAAUGUUUUCACAA
Messenger RNA from Bolinopsis microptera, 1378 nucleotides. Its product is annotated as mRNA export factor-like. The record is from RefSeq and is a predicted model, not a curated record. Bases 12 to 1055 code for a protein of 347 amino acids. The transcript has a single exon. NCBI's taxonomy places the organism in Eukaryota, Metazoa, Ctenophora, Tentaculata, Lobata, Bolinopsidae. Gene Ontology annotation, molecular function: RNA binding; ubiquitin binding. Gene Ontology annotation, biological process: RNA export from nucleus; transcription-dependent tethering of RNA polymerase II gene DNA at nuclear periphery. Gene Ontology annotation, cellular component: nuclear pore.